UCUUAUUCUAAAUGGUGUCUCCUUUGCGGUGGCAGGAGUAAUGGUGCUGCCCUGUGAUCAGCCAAUAGCACAAAGGGGUCCCUGCGAUGCAGAAAUUCCUCGAUGGACGUACUACAAGUCGAUGAACAAGUGCGUCAAGUUCACCUUCGGCGGUUGUAUGGGCAAUCAAAACAAUUUCCGCACUCGCUACGACUGCAGAAUCAACUGCGCCCAAAUCGUAAAUAAAUCUUCGAGACUUCAUUUGCCACCGGCUUACAAAGACAAGAACGAACCACUUUUGUGUAAGAAAAAGAAGCAGAAAAGAAACGAUCGAAAAUCGAGAAAACCCGAUUGUGACUAAAGUAUUGUCUUGAACGUAGAUCACAUAUUGUGGAAUAAAUAAACCAAAACCGUGAUAAAUAUAUAUGGAUUUAUAAAAAUGA
This is a messenger RNA of Drosophila takahashii, 422 nucleotides long. RefSeq names its product tabkunin 2-like. Lineage: Eukaryota; Metazoa; Arthropoda; Insecta; Diptera; Drosophilidae. Gene Ontology annotation, molecular function: serine-type endopeptidase inhibitor activity. The record is from RefSeq and is a predicted model, not a curated record.